This is a messenger RNA of Dunckerocampus dactyliophorus (ringed pipefish), 6655 nucleotides long. RefSeq names its product heat shock transcription factor 2 binding protein (gene hsf2bp). Lineage: Eukaryota; Metazoa; Chordata; Actinopteri; Syngnathiformes; Syngnathidae. The transcript has 9 exons. Bases 706 to 1737 code for a protein of 343 amino acids. Gene Ontology annotation, cellular component: cytosol. The record is from RefSeq and is a predicted model, not a curated record.
AUCUUCCGGUUUCAGUCACUGUUGUUUCUCCCAAAAACCUCGCACACGUAACAGUAAAUAAAGCACAAAAACUGAGUGUGCAUUUCUCGACAAGACUUUGCGGGUGCAUACAGGAAACAUGCCAACUUCCAACUUAAUCCACACCUGUCCACAGUGAGCUGCCCAGUGAAUGGGGGUCCAGCCGUAGCAAGAGUCUUCGGUUGUCAGACGAGUGUGAUUCUGGAAUAAUGACAUCAAAGCGCCAACAUCUCCAUCCCGACAAGCGCGGUGUAUGGGGAAUCGGCUCGUGAACGCCUCAUCAUCGUUCAGAAAGUCUACUUCUUGUUCUAUGGACAUGGGUAAAGUCUGAAAGCGCUCUCGGAUGUUUCCUGGUCAAACGGUGCCGAAACACAUUUCAAAUACAAAGGAAGGAGAGAUAAUCUUCUCUCGCCACCUGGAAAUUCGUAAAACCCGGAUUAGACUUUCAUUCGAUUCCUUUGGCGUUUGGCGGUCGGAGGGAAAACCCGGAAAUGAAACCGGAAGGAGAUUGUUUAAUUCUGCUUCAUGCAACACCAGUCUGUCAUUAUUAAAUGAUACGUGGAUAGUUUUGGUGGUUUAUACAUAGCUUUUUAACUAAGAAAUUUUGUACUUAUGUUGUGCUGUUUUCCUUUAAGGCAAAUAGAAUAAACGACAUCCUGCAAGCUUUUGAAAUCAACCUAGCAAAACAUGUCUGCGUCAUUCGGCGGGACGUCCCUACCCAUUUGUCAUGGAGCUAAGGAUGGUUUUGUUAAAGUGAGGAAAAGAGACCUAGAAAAGUUAACUACAGAGGUGAUGCAGCUGCGGGAGUUCCUGCCCAGAGUUGUGAAUGGGAAGCUGAUUGAGAUGCUUCACAAAAUUCGAGCAACACAAACAGUGAAGGAGCAUCUUACACAGGAGCAGGAACAUUUGCGUCAGGAGUGUCUUCAUCUUCAGUCCAGACUGGAUGCGGUACAAACCGAAUGCCAGAAGGAGAGAGAGGAGAGAUGUUUGUUACGUGAGCAGCUCUGGCAGACUCGAGCUGAGGUGCAGCAGCAGACAGACUUCUGCUCCAGUCUGGGUUCUGCAGCCUGCAGUCUGCUGUGGAACUGCUCUGCAAGAGAGGACACAGUUAAACAUUGGCUGGCUGACGGAAACCUGCAGGCCUUUCUGGUGGUAGCGACUCAGACUCUGGAGAGCUUUGUUAGGACUCUGGAUGAAACAGCAAAGAGUUCACUUGUGGAACACAACACCCAAGAGUAUCAGUUUGUUUUGGCGCUAGCUGGAACCAUUACUAACAUUGCGGCUGUAACCUGUGGACGGGACUUCCUACUGGCACAUGAUCUGUUGGACACACUGAUAAAGCUGUUAGAACUGAUGAAGCCGGGUGUCUUCCCAAAAUUGAAAGUGUUGGUGCUAAUGGCACUUUAUAAUGCCAGUAUCAGUGUGACGGGGCUGAAGUGCAUGAGUGAGAACCCAGGACUGCUGCCUCUUAUUUGGACUCUUCUUGAGGACAGAUCCUGGGAGGUGUGCCUGCACUCCCUGCGUCUCCUGCAGUCAGUGCUGAUGGAAGAUGGAGUGCAUGACCGUCUGGCCACCGCUGUAAUGGAUUUGGACCUCCAGGCCCGUAUUAGCCGACUUACCUCCAGUGUUGAGCCGAGUUUGAGAUUGAUAGCGCAACAGACCUUGGAAGACAUCCAGGUGCUCAAACAGGGUCGGGGAUGUGAACAGAACAACCUGUGACAUGCCUUAGUGCUUUUCAACCCUCUAUUUCUCUUUUGAUCAGUGUGUAUUGUUCUGGGGUACAGAGGAAUUAGAACAGUUACAUGUUUAAUUCAUUGUUCAUAUUUUGUCCCAAAAAGCCUUUUCUGUUUAAAGAACUGGAACUGUUUGACUUGGAUUGUGUCAUUUUUGUGAAAAUAAUCAUAUUAGAGGUCUGUGCAAAGAGCAUUAAAGAGGAUUUUUGCCCACUUUCAACUCACAUGUACUUUGUUUCACAAAAAAUGUGGUUCUUAGUUACUGUGUUUAUACUUUAGUGCAACUACAGUUCACAAUAUGUUAAAUCAGAGGUGUGCAAAGUGCAUCCCGGAAGCCAUUUUCGGCCUGCAGCUAAUUUUUAUAGGCCCAUGGCAUCUUCUAAAAAUACAAUUUAUUCAUUAUUAUAGAUACCGGUAUAUAUUAUUAGAUAUUGCACUGUUUUGCUUUGUCACCUGUUUUUAUUCAGAAAGCUUAGCAUAUAUUGACUUACAUUGGAUUGGUUGUCUCAUCUUUAAUGUACAAAAUGUAUCCAAGUGCUCCCUCACCCCCCGUAUUCCUUCAAAGGUUCGGACACCCUUGUGUUAAAUGGUUUGAGAGAAGCACACUAGAAUAUGUUGUUAAUUGUGUAGCUUUAUUUUUUUUUUCUUUAGCAUGGACUUCUCAGUGUAGAGGUAUCCAGUUAACAAGGCAUAAACUACAAGACAGGAUAUAUUGGAGACUUGUGAGGAGAAGUUUCAUGGUCUGUGCAGUAAUGGAAGCCGUCAAGGCUUGGAGAAUUUUGCAGAUGGAAAAUCUGUGACAAGUGUAACAUUGUACAUUUUAUCAGCAGAAAAAAACUCGACCAGUUGACCUAAACUUUCUCACAGGAACAUUUUUGUUAAAAAAAUACUAGUGAUGCUCUAUGAGAUUAUGCUAAGAACAACAGAACAAUCUAGUGGGAAGAGUGAAGCGAGUGUUAGGGAAUGAGGAAGAAUGAGUGGAGACUGUCAUCCAAUUUGCUUGACACCCACCACUCAAGCUUUUAGGAAGAGGCCGCAACAUUGGGCUUGUCAUCACGAGUGACGGGGAUCUUGCGCUCACUACGGCUGGAUUCGCUCCCCCCGCCAACCUUUGGCCCAGUCAGUGUCAGCAGGCCGUCUGCGGACAGCGUGCAGGUGAUGGCUGAUUGGUCCACACUGGAAGGGAGGCGGUAGCGUCGGUGAAACUCGCGGGAGAUGUAACCAUGGUCAUCCUGCAACAGAGAAAAGUCAGCUACUUUAGCCAAGGGCAUUAGCAGUAAUAUUUUCCAAAAUGAGUUGAUAAGACUCACCUGUCUCUCUCCAUGCUUGCCCUGGAUCUCUACAUAGUCAUCUGUGAUCUUCACACUCAGCUCGUCAGGAGAGAAGUGUUUGACGUCCAGAUAGACUGUGAACUUAUCCCUGUCAGACCUCACCUGGGAGGGAAGGACGUAAUUAAUCAUUUAAUCACAGUUUACACACUGUCAGCUCAGUUGUUACCUCUGACAUUCCAGAGUUGGAAGAAUCCAAAAAGCUGCGGAACAGGGACUGUCUGUAAUAAGGGCUUAUGGUGGAGGCAGCGUAGGGGAAGAGGUCAUAAUCAAACAUGCCCUCUCCAAAGAACUGAUCGAAGAGUCGAGCUGGGUAGACAGAGCCCAGGGCCCGUCUGAACCAGGGAUGCUGAAUGGCAAUAUCCAUCGUGGCUGUUAAGAGGUUUUAGUCUGGCACAGCUUGGCUUUGCUCAGGUAUUCAAAGGGGCUGUUCAGCUUAGAGUCCAGCAGGCAAAGAGGUGGAGGUCAGAGUGAUGAUGAAAACAGCGAAUGGAUCAACUUGCUCAACAGCUCCCUCUUUAUAUAUCUAAGAACCAGAAAGACAGGCUUUAGCUACGAUCCCUCUGGAAUGACAUUAUGUCAUGGUGAGUUUAGCACAGUCAGCAGAAAUUGGGUUGAGGAUGCACUGAUGGGGUCUGGGAUGGUGGGGUUUCAGGGUCGCUGAUGUGACUCAAUGACACCAGCAAGCCAGACACCCCGGGCCUGCCAAAACAAACCAUUCUCGAUGUGGAAGGCAGGACCAAUAGAAUCAGGUCAGGAAGUGAAUUGCUGUAUUGUUCCGUUGUGGGAGCCUGGGCCAAGAGUAGCGAAAAGACAAUGCUGGUCACUGGAUGAAGAGUUGAAAAAUUAAUGCAAAACAUUCUAAUCACACAAUUUACGGCCACUGGAAAGUAAAGGACAUACGUUAUCAGUCAGACAGUGCACUUAACACCCUGUAAAACAUUUCUUGUGGAAAGCUAUUCUUUUAAAAGGCCGUUGGUGUAGACAGAUAUUGGUUUUAUCCCAUGGGGAAAAUGUUGUCACGUGUAGUUUCAUGGAAGGACUCUACUGUGGGGGCGCAUAAUAUGAAAAUUUUUUGUGAUGUUUUUGUCAUGGGGCCCAGUAUCCCUGAAAUCCCUGCAGGCGGCACGCCAGGUCAAAACUUAACCAGGAAAAAUAUUUGUUUUUUUCUUUGCUGCCUGCUGUCCUUUUCCAUCCAUCCUUUGCUAAUCCGAAUGUGAAAUUAUAUGAAUGAAUGCACACAGGAUGACAACAGACUAAGCUAACUGAGCCCUGCUUUUGCCUCAAAGCCAGAUGUGCGUGCAUGCAAGAGGGAGGCAUCCAGGGAGCAUCCUUAUUUGAACUAGAACUUUGUCCACUGGCACACAUGAACAACUUCCAAUUUUGUGCUCUGAUAAUUUCCAAAAAUACUACUUCAUGUUAGAUUAUUUGAAGACCCUACAUUGCCUGCAGAUGUAAAUGUGAGUGAAUGGUUGCAUAGACUCCAGCCCCUUCCAUGACUUUGACCAGGAUGAGCAGCAUAGAAGAUAGAUAACGUAUAUUUGUUCCCAUUCUCCUGUGCAGGUGUGAAGUGUUGUGAACUUUAUAGCAACUCAUGGUCAGUGCCAGCACUAAUCUUUCCAGUGGCAACCUUUUUUUCCCCAAUCAGAAUAUGAGUGCUCUGUGGAACAUGGACGUAUACAAAAUUGAAGGAUACCCCAUGCAUAUUGUGGUUAUAAAAAUAACAUUUGCACUUUGUCACUAAAAUGUGUGAUUUUCAACCCAAUGUUAAAAAGCAAAAGAUAAGAAAUUUAACAUUCAGUUUUAACAAAAUCUAUGAAGACUAAAGAGGGGGUGACUUCCCAUGCCCAUUUCUCCACUAGUGGUAUUAGUCUAAUCCAGUAGGGCUUUGGCCUGUUAACACAGGCUUAGUUGCUCUAUGUACUCAUGGGCCAAGAGCAACUGGGCCAGGCAGCUACAGCAGUUGUAGAGUCGGGUGGUGGAGGUUGUCUGAAGUUUGGGGUCGGCGAGCUGCUGCCGACCGGACACAGACAUUGAUUAGACUAGCUUCAGUUCGCCAGAGUCAGCACUCUGGCUUUUUAAUCAAUGGGACAGACAAUUCCUGUGUGUUCAAAACGAGCUGCUUUGGCUGUCAACCUCUAUGGUUCUGGCUGUGCUAACAUGCAUGCUGUUAUUCAUUCACACAUUUUGAGUUUGAUGUGGAGGCACAUGAUCAGAUUGGAUUAUUUCUUUAUGUCUGCCUUGUGUGAAAUUUGAAUUAAAAAAAAGCUUUUAGAAUAUUGGGGUUUGUUGUUUCAAUAUUAUCUAUAGGUUUUAAGAUUUUGCUAGUUCAUUUUUAUCAGUUUGCCAAUAUUAGGUGAAAUUAAAAUAUUUUCUGUUACAUUGUAGGCCCAGUGGUUAGCAUGUGGCCACGCAUUCAGGAGAUCUGAAAGAUCUGGUUUCAAAUGUCUGUGUGGAGUCAAAAACAUGCCGACUCUAAAUUGUCAAUAGGUAUGAUUGAGGGCGAAUGGUUUGUCUAUAUGCCCUGUGAUUGGCUGGCGACCAGUCGAGGGUGUACCCCACCUCUUGCCCAAAGUUAGCUGGGAUAGGACAAGCGGCAUAGAAAUGAAUGAUUAUUGUGACGUUAGCUUGGACAUUGGGAUGCAGAGAUGAGGCUUCACAGAAGUGUGAGAAAAAAAAGAGCCCUGCAGGAUUAGACUAAUACCACUGGUGGUGAAACGGGCAUGGGAAGUGGACACACCCACCAGAGACAUAAAUAGGGAGACUCCACACUUAAAUAUUUAGAACUGAAGAAGCCGUUUGGAUUAAAGGUGAAACAUCUUCAACAAACAAGCGGAGUCCAGUUUCCUCAAUUCAACUUUAGCAGAUUACCAUGACCUGGAUGACUGAGAAUCUACACAAACAUGCUUGAGCUAAGGAACUGGGAGACAAAAAAAAACAAGCAAACAAAAAAACAGUAGUUGCUGGAGCAGUGUUGGAGAUGGCAGGGAGACCAGUAAUAAACAACAUAGCAAAGGAAGAGAACAUGACACUCGUGACACUAUCAAUGUCAUCAACACUUUUUUCUCUCUCCCAAAUUUAAGACGCUCUUUAGCAGGAAAAAAAAGCAAACUCCAUUGUGAACUGUGCAGCCUCGUGGGUAGAAGUUAAAGCCACUGUGUGACUCAUAAUUCUGUCUCAUAAAUAUUAACGUGCUGUUACUCUUACGAAUUAGGGGGGGUCACGAUACACUCAGCUCACGAGAUGAGAUGGUACGCGAUAUUGGCUUCACGAGAAUGAAACGAUAUUUUAACAUGACUUUAAAAAACUACAAUGACAACAUAUUGGACUUGACAGAUUUUUUUAUUGAACAGUCACAACAACAACAGUCACAACAGUACAUUUUGAAAGGAAGCAAAAAUCAUAAAAAGUUGAAAUAACGACGGCCGUUGUAGUUGCUACUAGUAAUAGUUUGUGGAAUAGAUGCUGCUAACACGUGCUUUGAUACAAGUGCUAUGCAACGAUUGUGUUUUGAUUUGACAAAUCUUAAGUAACUUUGAUCAAAGGUAGAAUUAUUACAGCUCUGUUUGGACAUUA